Molecule: messenger RNA, 432 nt
Organism: Fusarium pseudograminearum CS3096
Lineage: Eukaryota; Fungi; Ascomycota; Sordariomycetes; Hypocreales; Nectriaceae
Exons: 1
Coding region: 1-432 (143 amino acids)
Source: RefSeq, a predicted model, not a curated record
AUGCCUGCCAAGAAGAGCUCCGGCGAGGAUGGUUCCCCCACUGGCCUCACUGAUGGUGAACUUCGAUUCAUCAAGGCUAUCUUUGACAAUAUGACCCAGAAGCCCGAUGCCGACUGGGACGCCGUCGCUCAGACCCUCAGCCUCAAGGACGCCAAAUGCGCCAAGGAACGUUUCCGCCAGAUGUCGGUCCGCCAUGGCUGGCGCGGCGACUCUGCCACUGCUAGCCCUCGCAAGGGUCCUGCUGCCACGGCUGGAGACAAGGUCACCAAGAAGCCUCGCGCUCCUCGCACCCCCCGCAAGCCCGCCGCCAAGAAGGUGGCCAAGAAGACUGAGCCUGAGGACGACGAUGAAGAUGACGAGGAUGUCAAGGAUGAGGUCAAGCCCGAGAGCAAGAAUGUCAAGUCUGAGAAUGAGGAUGAGGAUAUGGAUUAA